This is a messenger RNA of Hyalella azteca, 3226 nucleotides long. RefSeq lists its product as uncharacterized. Gene Ontology annotation, molecular function: protein binding. The record is from RefSeq and is a predicted model, not a curated record. Lineage: Eukaryota; Metazoa; Arthropoda; Malacostraca; Amphipoda; Hyalellidae. The transcript has 2 exons. Bases 11 to 3136 code for a protein of 1041 amino acids.
CUCGCGACUUAUGUCUCCUCGCUCCCCGUCGUCUGCGUCAGCGUUGCCGGCAGGAGCCACUGGCCUUCCAGCCAACUUCGUUGAGGCCCACAGGAAGAUGUUAUCUUGGGUGCAUUCGCAGCGGCGCUUGCUGCCCCCUCCAAAAUUCAUGUUUUGUCUAAGUGAUAAGAAGUUUCCUAACAGAGACGUGAUCAGCGGAGAGAUCGUCCGCCCUGAGAUGCUGUGCAGCGUAGGUCAUCGCCCACGAUCCAUCCUGCACAACACGCCCUCCUGCAGCGGUGGUAGUCAUGGCUCGUCUGAUGAAGGAGGCAAUGUGAAAAACAAGAGCAAUGAGAGGACAAACUCUCUUCGAUGUCCUCACUCGGGCAAUCAUCCUGGUUCUAAUAUAGAAUUCCGGAGUUUACCUGACCAGGGUAGCUUGUCUAGUGAAGAUAAUCGGAGUCCUUUGACUUUAAGUUCUUCUUCAAGAGAUGCGAACACCGACACCAAUACCAAUAAACGGUCUCGUCACAGAUUGUGUCCCUCAGAUCACUCAGUUCCCACCACUCCCAGCUUGUCCCCGAAUGCUCGCUCUCCUUCUAUCCUCAAGCGCUCUGACUCGAGUCCGAAAAUUCCUCAGAGCGCUUCUAUGGAGCUCGUGAAUGAAGGGUCUGUGUCUAAAGCGCCCCCGGCGCUGGCAGACCCGCCCCGUCGCUCGGCUCUCAAGAAGCACCGCGCCAUUUACGGCUCUGAAGCGUAUCCUGAGGUUGAACUCCAGCGUAGUAGCCCGGAUGGGUGUAGUCGCAUUGCGCCGCAUAGUAAUAAAUCGUUGAAUAAUUACAGCAAUGACUUGUCCAUGGAUUACCCACUGAGCUCCCUGAAGUUCUCUUCCGUCCCUAAUUCUUGCUCAAGUUGCAAUCAAAGUCCGUGUUGUAGUUUUGAUUCGUACAACAGCGUCAAUAUUUCUCCCCGCUACAGUAGCGAUGCCGAAUCUCACUCUUCUCAGAGCAACGCACACGGGAUUGAAUCCCAUUUCUCGCCGAUGCUAAAAUCUUACGAGCAGCUGCUUCUGGAUCAGUCCGUUCACAGAAGCGCUUUAAGCGACGAAGCUAACAAAACAUUAGAAGCAGUCGAGAACGAUCUGCGCGAACUUUGCAAUCUGCCUAGGACGAAGCACCUUGUAGGAAGUAACCACUUCAGUUCAUCCCUCACUCGGCAAGACUCAACACCCGGGAAUCUCGAUGAGAAUUCGUCAAAACCUCGCUUUAGUCGACUGCACGGGUCUUUGAAGCGGCGUUCAGAAAAAUCCAGCAAACCGGCGUUCGAUCGAACUCGGUCUGCUGUAGACUUAACUUUGAAAAAUGAAGAAAAUUUCACCACAGCCUCUGAACUCGCACGGAACAUGAGUUCUGGCAAUAUCAAUUACAAAGAAGACGUCAAUUUUUUCAAUGAUAGGAACAUGGAGUCGAUUGGUCGUUCAAUUUCAGCUAAGAGUUUGAUUCUAGGUGAUACUACAAGUAACGAUUCGUCUCGGAAAAAUUCCACGGUCUAUGAAUAUUGCACUUCCAGUCUACCCAAACGUCGUAACGUUCGAAAUUUCCGCAACUCGCUGGACGAACCUUCACCUCCAACCACUCCAGGCAACUUCCAUGCUGAAGACUCUGUAAUUGCAUCCAAGACCCCCAGCUUUGACCAGGCGGUCCACUACAUGCGUGAACAAUACCAUCGUCAGCACGAAUCUUUGGCUCGCCGCCGGCAAUCGGUGGGUAGCAAGACUAAUCAAUUUUCAUCUUUGCCAUACUGUGCCGGGUAUAAUAAACCUUCACCCGAAGCGAGAGGAGCUGGAAGUGACGUGUCAUAUCGGAAUGCGGGAAUGACCGAUGUGUUCAAAGGCUACCCUGGAGAUAUGGCCUACUCGCCAAGUGGAGCGCACCACUUCUGUGGACAAACUUCUGGAGGCAAAUUUUUCCAAGGGAGCCAGCAAUAUUACUACCAUAAAAUGUUGUCAGACCAUUAUGAUCCUGGAAUACAAAUGAGUGGCAACAUGUCGCGGCCACUGGCAUACCACCAAGUUCAGGAACGAACUGCCGUUCCUUCGAAUGCUGAUACUUUUGAAAGAUUUACAGCAGCUACUCCUAACCACCACUGCCAUGAUCCUGGCUGUGGUCAGUGCGGCGACGCACGCUUCGUCGGUGCUCCCGUAGAAAGCCAAAAGGACAUUACCAUACCGAAUUAUUUCAGCAAUAAUAGUAAAGGUUCAGUAAUUCCUGCGAGCCUGAUGCCGCGUUACCAAAUUAGGAACGAAGAACCGUCAAAACAUUUCAAUGACUUGGGAAAAGAAAAUUUAGUUCGGAUGGAUUCGCGUUACGGCACGCAGCAUCCUAACAACAUAGCUCGUGAUACUCCUUGUUCGUUGGGAUGUACUCACGAACCUCAGUCAGUGAACAUGUUCUAUGGACACGAAUUUCACGGCAGUUGUCAGCCCACCACUCCAACUAACAAGGAAGUUCAUGGCCCAACGAAUGCAACUUUUGGUCAAGCUAUUCCAUGUUGCGACCAUCACCGACCACAGUCGUUCCAAAAUUUUGGAUGCAACGGGCGGGCGCAUAAAGUUCCAACUAGCAUGGACCCGCGAUCAAACCGUCGUCCUUCACAACAUUACUCUCACGACCAGACCGAUGACUCGACCAAUGCACCGACAACUUGGUCUUGGGAACAGCGCAUAGCAGAUGUAGAGAAAUCUUACCCAGACGGUGGGGCGUGGUCUGCGAGCUCUGCUGAGUCCAAUGAAUUCGUCAAGCAUCAGUUACAGCAGCGGCGCUUUACGAGGGCAGAUUCUACCGGGGCCGAACGUUUUGAAAGCCACGCUCAAGGGUGCGCCCAUUUCGGGCCUCAAGCAGCUGCUUCAAAUCGCGAGAUGCAAACGAAAUUAGCUGACGCAAACCGCCGACGUUCAUUAAGCAAAGAGUUAGCGGGAUUAGCCUUGGAUGGACCUCCACGGCGCACGAUUAGUUGUUUACCUACGAACAUCGUUCGCAACGCCUUCAUCAGCCAUGAUCCAUCCUACAAGCUUCUCAAGCACGAUCCUGACGACGAGUCGUCGGAGGCUGGAACUGCAGCAACAUCGGCAGACAAGACAACCUACCGCUACGUGUAGGCGUUACAAGAUGCCAACCCCUACUCGGCUGUGUGGCGUGCUCAAGGACUCCGUCUUCCUACCGAUCUUGGAUUGAGUGUUCAUAACUGC